CUGGAUCCGGGCUCGGAGACUACACUCCGUAUUGCAGGCUUUCUUUGUCUACAACAUGCGCUUUUAGAGAUUUGCUCAUUCUCCUUUCUAUUCUGUUCCCAUAGUUCAUGGUUGGAGACUUUCAUUCGCCUGUCUUGUUAGUUGCUUCGAAUCUUCACUCCCUUGACCGAUUCUUGGCGAUUAUCCCGCAACUUGUAAUAUCGACACGUCUUAAAGCUCCGAACCCGUUAUAUGACGACUCCAUUCCUGGAAUGGCGAACCGUCAACUCACUCGACGAAUCCUUCUCAGCAUAUCCUUAGCGAUAUUUUUCAUCUUUAUCCUCUUCUCCCGACCCGAAGGCCCUCCGAGCCCCGCCGUUCGUGCUCCCGGGCACAUCGAUAAGUCUACCCCGAAAGGUCCAAUCUCAAAAGAGAUGCUCAAGGGGGAUGUGGUGAUGCCUCAUUUAGGAAAUGAAACUGCAAAAGCGGAGCUAGGACGUGCGACGUGGACAUAUUUGCAUACAAUGAUGGCUCGGUAUCCCGAAAACCCGACAGAGGAACAGCAGGAGGCAUUGCGAUCAUUUAUCUAUUUGUUUGCGCGACUCUAUCCAUGCGGCGAAUGCGCUGUCCACUUUCAAAAGCAUCUCUCAAAAUACCCACCUCAAGUCUCUUCGCGAAAUGCCGCAGCAGGCUGGGCAUGUUUCCUUCAUAAUGAGGUCAAUUCCAUGCUCCACAAACCUCAAUUCGAUUGCAGCAAGAUAGGAGACUUCUACGAUUGCGGCUGUGAGGGAGAACCUGAUGGUGAGACGGAGGACUCGGACUUGAAAGAUGGGAACAAGUCAACUGGCCGUGACAACGAGGUAGCCAAAGACGAAAACUUUCCUGUUGAAAUUUCGAAGGAGCCAACUACACGGGGUUGAUGGCCUUCAAACUCUCCCAUUUACAAUCUUAGUCUUUGAAACUUUCUUAAUUUGUCGACUAUAGAUAUACCGCCAAGAUAUUUCCCGCAUCCGUGUUGCAACGCUGGAUCGUUAACACUCCACUCGAACAGAGCCGGUCUCUCUUAUACAGUACAGCGCAGCGCCAGCCAUAUAUUAUUUUUAUAUUUUGUUUAACUAGCAUUAUUGAUACGCCAUUAUGCAUCAAGCUCACGUUAAUACAAGCUGAGGAUGGUAGAAUCGGCGUUGUUGAUUCAUAGGAAUUUUUAUUGGGCUAGUUCCUCCUUUCCAUUCUCCUCGCACGAUCAUCCUCCGCAUAAUGUGAAUCGACGCAAAUAGCAGCCCAUCCUUGUGUCCGAGAGAUGCGCAGUCGACUCCUAGCUCGUUAGUAUGUAUGGAAUCACUGAUAGAGAACGUCGCUUGCGCCGAUUUUCUACUGGCUUAAUCGACACAUUUUGUUUUUGCAGAUGUAGUGUAGUCCAAGCGGUG
Messenger RNA from Monascus purpureus, 1406 nucleotides. NCBI's taxonomy places the organism in Eukaryota, Fungi, Ascomycota, Eurotiomycetes, Eurotiales, Aspergillaceae. The record is from the annotation of a GenBank genome assembly.